GCGCGUCACAGAUCAUCGCAGCUCGCCAGCCGUGCAACCAUACUGCUCCCGGUGACUACACUCCUGCGAGCUGGCUGCGUGAGGCAAAUCUGCUCCCGGAAGCCUCCCCAGAACAUUCACCUCCUCUGGGGCUGCUUCGUCCACGGCAAGCACAAUCUUGGCCGCUUCAGGCCCUCGACAGCCAUGCCGGCCUCCAAGAAGAUGGAGCCGCGCUUCAAGACGAUCCAGAAGUUCAGUCUUGACUAUGCUCCCGUCAGCAUCACACAGUAUGAAUCCCCCCGAACGGGCAUGCGAAUAGCUGUUGUGGAUCGAGCUGGGCCCAAGGUCGAAGGUGAAUUCGCUCUUGCCACCGAGAUCAAUGAUGACUCGGGCUCACCGCAUACCCUUGAACACUUGGUGUUCAUGGGCUCCAAGACGUACAAGUAUACGGGCCUGCUUGACCGAUUGUCGUCAAGAGCCUUUUCCACCACGAACGCGGGCACCGCUACAGACUACACAUCCUAUUCCCUCAAGACGGCUGGCUGGGGAGGUUUUGCACAGAUUCUGCCUGUGUAUCUCGAGCACUUGAUCGUGCCUACGUUGACUGAUGCAGGAUGCUACACCGAAGUGCAUCACAUCGACGGCACAGGCCACGACGCCGGUGUCGUCUACUCUGAAAUGCAAGCUCGUGAAAACACCUCAUAUGAUCUGAUGGAGCUUCAGCGAAGACGGCUCCUCUAUCCAGAAGGUAAUGGCUUCCGUUCGGAGACGGGUGGCACAACGCCGGAAUUACGACGUCUCACAGCCGACCGCAUACGAGCAUACCAUAAGGAGAUGUACCAGCCCAAGAACCUGAGGGUGAUUAUAACAGGCGACAUCGAUCACGAUGAGUUGCUGCAGAUCUUGGACGACUUUGAGACAUCGAUCGUGGACGAUGUUCCCACACUUGACGCUCCGUUCCGCAGACCUUGGGUUGAUUCUAAGCCAACUCCAAAAUUGACCGAAACCAAGGUGGAUACUAUCAAGUUUCCUGAGGAAGACGAGUCGAUGGGUGAAAUCACUAUAGGUUACCUGGGACCGAGCUGUGAUGACGCUGUUGCGAAUGCAGCCCUCUCCGUGCUGAUGACAUAUCUCGCCAACUCCCCGAUCAGUGUGCUCGAGAAUACUCUCGUGGAGCGCGAGCAAUUGUGCAGUGGUGUCUACUUCGAAGUGGAGACAAGGCCUGAUGUUGUAAUUUGGUUCGAUUUGACCUCAGUGGAAACCGGACGACUACGCGAAGUAUAUCAGCGCUUCGUCGAGGUCAUAAAGGAGACAGUAGCGAAGCCGCUAGACAUGACAUAUCUACAAGACUGCUUGAAGCGGGAGCGAAGGCGCAUCACUGAACAGGCCGAGAAUGCUGAAGACUUCUUUACUCAGCCAAUCAUUGAGGACCACUGUUUCAGCGCGCGGGAUGGGCGAUUCCUGAAGGAUUUGGAGAACAUGAAUGAGCUUGACGAGAUUGCCAAGUGGUCGGAAAAGCAGUGGAGAGACUUCCUCAAGAAGUACUUCGUGGACGCGCAUCAUGUUUGUGUGCUCGGACAACCUUCUCACGAGCUUCAAAAGCAGCUAGCGGAUGGAGAAAAAGCUCGAGUGAAGGCACAGCAAGAGAAGCUUGGAGAGGAGGGACUCAAGCAGCUGGCCGAGAAGCUUGAGCAGGCCAAAGCUGAGAAUGGCAAAUCCAUUCCCGAUUCUAUGCUCGAGCAGUUCCCGCAGCCGAGCGCAGAAUCUGUCAACUUCAUCAGCACUGGAACUGCCCGUUCCGGUCUCGCUCGUCAGAUGGGGUCUGGCGACAAGGAUGCACAAGCAAUCAUUGAUCGCGCUGAUGAUGGGUCGUCAACAUUCAUUCAUUUUGAGCACAUUCCUUCGAAUUUCGUUCGAAUCAAGGUGUAUUUCGGCACAGCAAGUGUGCCAGACGAGCUCCGACCCAUACUGAGCCUCUACAUCACGAACUUCUUCACCACUCCGGUCACAAUAGACGGCAAACGAAUCGAGUUUGAGGAUCUAGUUUCGGACCUGGAGAAGUUCACCACAGCUUACUGGAUGGAUUCCAGCUCAAGCGGGAGACAGCAGAUGCUUGGCCUCACGAUGAUGACAGAACCGGCGACUUAUCAGCAGGCCAUCUCUCGUAUACGGACUGUCUUCUUCGAUGCCAUCCACGACCCAGUGCGACUUCACGCGACUUUGACGAAGCUCUUGGCCGAUCUACCUAGCGAAAAGCGUGCUGGCGAUAGCAUGGCUUGGGCAGUGAACAGUAUGAUCCACUCCAAUCGGUCUGCGAAUCGACGUGCUACAUCGGCGCUCACCAAGACAUUGUACCUCAAGCGCUUGAGGAAGCUGCUAAAGACCGACGAGAAAGCAGUCAUUGCCAAGCUCGAACAGCUCUGCUCGGCACUUCACAGACCAGAGAACUUCCGCGUGUACGUGGCUGCGGACUUGAAUAAACUUGAGAACCCUGUCACGGCAUGGAAAGCGCUCACAGAUGGCCUCGACACAUCAAAACCUCUCGAGCCCCUUGACGAUUCGUCCAAGACGCUCUCCGAAGUCAGCAAGAAUCCUGGAUCAGCAGCAUAUAUCGUUUCGAUUGCAGCAAUCGAUAGCUCGUACAUUGUGCUCACAUCCAAAGGCCCUUCAACCUAUUCCGAACCGGAUCUCCCAGCACUGAUGGUCGCCAUUGCUUUCCUACGCGCAGUCGAAGGCCCUCUUUGGACCUCCAUCCGCGGUACAGGUCUUGCAUACGGUGCCACUAUCCGCCGUACCAUCGAACUCGGCAAGCUCUAUUUCUGGAUCGAUCGCUCACCUGAUUGCUAUAAAGCUUUCGUCGCUGGCAAAGAUGAAAUCGAAGGCUAUGCAAACGGCACCAAAGAGCUCAAGAAGCUUGCUAUCGAAAGCGCGGUUGGGGAGAUUGUCUAUGAAAUGGCAGAAGAGGCACCAACUAUGGGCGUGGCUGCUGACGAGAGCUUCUCUGGACAGGUUCUGAGAGGCGUGUCGAAGACGUGGUCGAAAGACAUGCUGAAGAAGAUCCAAGCGGUGUCCGUGGAAGAAGUGCGAGAGUCGAUCCGGAAAUGGUUGCUGCCACUUUUCGAUCCCAAGACUGCGAAUAUGGUUGUUACUUGCGCGACAAGUAUGAAGGAGAAGAUGGAGGAAAAUUUCUCGAAGGCCGGAUUCCAGGUUCAGGUGAAGGAGUUGUCAUUCUUUGAGGACGACUACGGACUUGAAGCUCCUGAGGGCGAUGAUGACGACGACGACGAGGACGAGGAUGAUGACGAUGAUGAAGAUGACGACGACGAAAGCGAAGAAGGCGACGACUGAUGAGAAACAGAGAUCAUGAGCACUGUGUGUUUCUCUUGCUGGGCGGACAGGUUGCGCUUACGAUAAGGCACUCGCGUCCAGAACGAAAUCGUGUCUGCCUGUAUGAAAUGGGGAGCAUGUCUAUACUCAAUUACUAGCGGCUAGGUGAGCGCUCAUCGCUGCACGAACGAUGAACACACGUGGCUACAUGCAAUGUAGCGCCAAUGUGAGUCCAACACUAGGCUACUACAAGGUCCACGUGUAAUAUGGUCCCAACUGCAAGUCCACUCUCCAUAGGAUUAUUGAUUGCGCGUCCGGCCACGUACGUUCGAGUUACAUAGCCAAUUUGCCGCAUGCCAGUGACAGAAAGGCAAUCAAGCAAAGGGUACCUCGCCAUUUAAUUGCCAACAAGAAAUACAACAAUAAC
This is a messenger RNA of Cercospora beticola, 3733 nucleotides long. RefSeq names its product Sdd3p (gene SDD3). Gene Ontology annotation, molecular function: metal ion binding. NCBI's taxonomy places the organism in Eukaryota, Fungi, Ascomycota, Dothideomycetes, Mycosphaerellales, Mycosphaerellaceae. The record is from RefSeq and is a predicted model, not a curated record.